Molecule: messenger RNA, 4733 nt
Organism: Paramuricea clavata
Lineage: Eukaryota; Metazoa; Cnidaria; Anthozoa; Malacalcyonacea; Plexauridae
Source: the annotation of a GenBank genome assembly
AUGGGGAUACAUUGUUUAUUCCCUUUCUUAAAACAUUACCAUAAAAGAAUAAACUUAACUGACUUUUCGGGCAAAAUAGCGGCAAUAGAUGCUUCCUGUUGGAUUCACAAGGCCUUGGUUUUAUCCAUAUCUCAAACUGGAAAUCGUUCAAGGUGAGAACUUGCAGUGACAAUUUUGAGUUUAAAAAACAGUCGAUCAUACUAUAGUCACGGUGUUUCUAUAUUUCAGGUUGGCUGAUAUUUUCGAGAAGCAUUUGUCAGUGGUUAGAAGAGCAGGAGUGACUCCUUAUAUUGUAUUUGAUGGACUUCCAUUGCCUGCAAAAGCGAGUGAAGUCGAGAAAAGGCAGAGGUGAUUGAAGCAACUUUAUACAUAGUUUUAUAGCAACGUUUGCAACCAAGAUUUUACUUUGAUAUAUUAUUAUAUUCACAUUUUAUAACUGAACUGACAGAUAAAUAUUUUCCCUUACAGAGGCCGAGAAGAAUGUUUGCUGAAAUCAGAAAGAGAAGGAAUUACUCCCCAAGAGGCCAACAAACUUCGAAGCCAAGCUGUUUCAAUCUCUUUCAAUGAUAUUUCAACUUGUGUAAACGUGAGUUCCCGUGGUGAAUAUCAGCCUAUUUUAACUAUAAUAUUAACAUAGAAAUAAAUUUUAAUAUACAACAUGUGGAAUAAAUUCACUAGCCAAGUACAUCAAAUCUGUUUAGAUUUGUUUAAAAGAAAAGGUGUCAUAUGUUGUCUCGCCCUAUGAAUCAGAUGCACAAAUGGCUUUUUUGCUUGAGACAAAUGUUGCAGAUUUUGCUAUUACAGAGGACUCUGAUCUUUUAGCUUAUGGCUGCAAAGAGGUUUGUUUAUUUUAUAUGCUAUAAAAAUUCCCUGAGGGAAUUGGUAAUUUAAUUUGGACCCGAUUUGACUAGCUCAUUUCUGUAUUUUGUGUUCCAAGUGACAAUUAUGAAGUGGAUCCGACAUUCUGACUAUGUUGAAUGAGUCCCCAAGAAGAAGUACCAUACAAACAUUGAGGGCCCUAGGGGGGGGGGGGAGUUGACACUUCAAAAUUGUGUCAAAACAUCAAUGGGUCAUUUCAGACACAUACACACUUCCCCAAACUGAGGAAAUUAAUCUCCCAACCACCAUCAUGGGAGUUGGGGGAACCAAAAUUGUUUCUGAUACUGGGUAAUAGAUAGCAGAUUAGGACAUCCAAAGCGGGUUAAUUAAGGGAAGUAUUAUAUUAUAUUUGAUGGCAAAAUUGUUUAACUUUAAAUCAGAAUCAUGUCAAUUAAUCCAAUAUUAAACUGCUCCCACAAUUUUGCUAUAUUGCUAUGUUUUUUUUAGGUGAUUGUGAAGCUCUGCCUGAGUGGUGAAGGCUGUUAUUUGAGUCUGACCAACAUACUGGAAGGAUUGAAGCUAAAUUUCGAACAGUUCCAGAGUUUAUGUAUUUUAGCUGGGUGUGAUUACCUAAAAAACGUCCGUGGUGUUGGUAUCCAUACUGCAUACAAAUUAAUAUGUUCCAAAGAUGAUUUGUUCCACACACUAGAAAAAAGAGGUGCACCAGCUGAUUAUAAGGAAUGUUUUGCUAAUGCCAUGUCAGUAUUUUUACAUCAAACUGUCUUUGAUGUCAAUGCUGGAAAAGCAGUACCUCUACGAAAAUGGGAAUCUGCAGCUCCAGCAGUGGAAUUGCAGCUACUGUGUGGAAAGUAUCCUUUAAUCAAUAAAUUGUAUUGUUCACAUGUGUUUGUGAUGAUGUAUGAUUUUGACAUUUUGUGCAGGUUUCCUUAACAUUAGAUUUAAGAUUACUGACUGAUGAGUUCUCACAGGAACUGGCUGUUGGGAAUAUUCAUACGACCACUCGCAUGAAAGUCAAUAGCCAUUCCCUACAUGCUAAUGAUAAACAGGUAAAGGUGAAAUACUUUUGAGAGAUUUACGAACAAAUGUUAGUGACUGACCUAACAGAAAUUUUACUUGCCAUUGUUCUAGGUUCGUGAUGAUACAUUGCAUAGUCAACAAGAAGCAUCUGCUACAACAAAUGGUAAAUUCUAAGGAUCUGUAAUAUCAGUUGAGGGAGAAUUACUACUUUGCUAUGCAUGUUACAGUUUGGUUAUGGAAUGUUUGUUUUAGGUCAUAUUACUAAUACACUUUUCUGACGAUGUAAGAAAAAUUCACCAGAAAUGUCUAUUAUUUAGGUUGUGUAUUCUCUUUCCCUGUUAGUAAUUCUCAGUUUAAGAGGCCUCUGUCUAACAAGGCCUCAAUAAAUUAAAGGAGGCCUCUGAAUAUAAUUUAAAGGUAAAUUGUUCAUAGACAGAUUUUCUGGGGGUGCUAACCCCCCAAUAUUAGCUAUAACCCCCCCCCAAACAAAUUGUCCACCCCUCCAAAAAAAAUUUCACCCCCUCCCCCCAAUAUUCUGCACAAUAAAUAAAUAAUUAAAUAGUCCACUCCAACGUGCAGAGUGUUGAUGAUACAAAAUAAACGUAGGAGUACACUUGAACAGAAAAAGACAGUGUAACACUCUGAAACUAAUCGCUCCUCACUUGCAUUCACUGGUGUAUUGGAGCAAUUGUAAAGUUUUGAAACUCUAUUAUCUUCCCCUAAUAGAGUUUGCAGUGCCUUGUCAUGCGAAGAGCUUGCACGCAAGGAACGUUUGGAAUUUUUGCGAACACUAUUUUUAGUUUUUAAUUCUUUUAGGAAAUAGACUUGUCUAGAUUUAAUCUUUACACCCCAAAUAUUAUUUACAUCGGAGUUGCAUCAUAAAUUGUUCUCGGACUCAAACAACACAAUGUCAAUGCCUUUAUAAAAGUAAAAGCAUAUUGUGUAUUGGCCUAUUGGGUUUACACUUUUACAGGUUCAUUUAACUGUAAGUCUUAAACUCUCUCAAGUCUCAACAGACAAUCAGACAUGCCAAAUCCAUUGAUAUGACAAAUUGACAACUUCAAAAAACUUUUUUUUCGAAGAAAUCAUGAGUUUUUUCAAAUUUUUCCUGGGAUACUUUGUUUUCUGCUCUCUAGACUCCCCCUCGUGGCUCUAGUGCUCCACCCCUAGAAUAUAGACCUUAUUGGGGUUUGGUGACACUUUGUGUUGCUUCAGUCACCUGCUCACGGCUCACCCCCCUAAAAUUUCUGGCACCACCCCAGUAAUAAAUAUGAAAAUCUGUCUAUGAAAUUGUUACUUUUUCCUAACACAAAGUUAUUUUACAUUCUUUUCAAGCACAAGACAUACGUGAAGUCCACAUAACCACUGUUGAAAGAGUGUCUUUUCCCUAUGUGAUACCAAACUUUCCAGUCUUGACAGUUGAUCUAAUCAAGGUGAAAUUUGUCUUGAAUGGUAAGGAAUGUCAAGGUUUGAUUAAUGCAAAAGAGCAUUCAAAUGCAAGACCUGGUAUAUAUAUGUGCACAUCACAUUGUGACAUAAUGAUUGAUGAGAUGAAUUAUGUAGUGCUUUGGCAGCUAGACAGUUACAAGCCAUUUCACGAACCUGUUGAGCAUCAGCCAACUCAGCCAAGACCAAGUGGCAGAGAUGAUGAAGAGACAGUACAUUGUCUGCCCUUUAAAGUCGUUGGAACAUGUUACUCAUCAUCAAGACAAAAAGCUCUUGAAAGAGCGUAUGAUUUCCUCCAUGUUUACAACAGACCAGUUUUUGCUAAAAUAGUGGCAGAGCCAGAUAACCAUGUAGACAAAAAUGCCAUUGCUGUGUAUGUAAUGACAGAAGACGAAUAUGAAAAAGUUGGUUACAUCCCAAGAGAACUGACUACGUACUUGCAUGGCCCGUUAAAAGAGUCGGCACUGGAUGUUUCAGUGAAGCAUGUGCGGUUAUGUGUACGAUAUUUAUUAGCAGGAUAUUACAUAACUCUAAAUAUUUCCAAGAAAGGUGUUUGGAAUAAUUUUGUUAUCCAAGCUAGCUUUAAAGUAGAUUAAAUGACUAGCAGUUAAUUAAAAUAUAUAAGCUUACAAUGCCAAUGGUAGAUCGACUUCUUCAAUCAAAUGUACACAGUAUGUACUAGAUUAAUUAAGCCGAAUUGUAUAUUAAAUGUCGAGUAAUUACGACAACAGUAUAAGCACGCGAAAAUAGAUUCCGAUAUUAAUAAAAUAAUCUCCCUUAAAAGCUAUGUUUACACACAACGAACAACGGUUGAUCGGGCCUUUUUCACGUUUUGCGAAAUUGUAAUGACAAAUGUUGCCAGUUAAUCAUUCGCGGUGUGUAAACGUACCUUACACACUCAGGCAGUGUGAUACGUCUGACACAGGCAUAGUGCAUAUUAAACACUUUUGGGGGAAAAUUGGUUCUCUUCAUUGCAUGCAGUAUUGACAAUGUUACAGUAAAUGUGGAGGCAACUCCACAGGUGCCCUGUGAAACUUUGCCCUUGCUGUUAAUUGUCCUUUCUGCGAAAGAGAUGCUCGAUUUGGCACAAAUACGCCUGGAUCUCCCCUACGUGACAACUUCACUUGGUCAAGUCUCUCUACAGCAUCUUUCUUUGUUGGCUCAUUGAAAGAUGGUAAGUCAAAAUCAGUGUAGCGGUCUUUGGCCCCUGUCCAGUAAAAAAACUUUAAAUCUGGGUCGAUCCUUUUGUUGAAUUCAUUCAAUAUCUUUGCUUGUGCUUCAUGGAAUUGUUUCAGGUCAAAGAUAUCCCCCAACAUUUCAUGAAGUAGCGAAAACAUGCCUUCGACGUCAUCAGUUGCGGAAGCUCGUGGAUGCUCCGGAGGAAGUUGUCUUGAUAUAUACUCUAUUCUACGCAGUUCUCUGCUUUCAAG